Molecule: messenger RNA, 945 nt
Organism: Leptosia nina
Lineage: Eukaryota; Metazoa; Arthropoda; Insecta; Lepidoptera; Pieridae
Source: the annotation of a GenBank genome assembly
AUGAGAGUGGCAAACACACUGUCCCUCACCGUGCUCCUCUGUUUUCUCUGUGAUUUCGUUCACGGCCUGUACCUUUCGUCUAAUGAUAGAAGAUAUGCGUUGUAUCUCAUUAAGUUUGGAUAUUUGAGACGGUCCAGCCUCCGGUCUUCCAAUGGGAACUCAUACGUGAAUGACGAUACAUUCAGAAAUGCUUUAAUAAAUUUCCAAAACUACGUUCGAAUUGGUGCUUCAGGUAUGCUAGACGAUACCACUAAGAACAUGAUGGAGAAGGACAGAUGCCAAACAAAAGACACAGCUAUGGGCCGGCGCCGGCGGCGAUACGUUGUAAAUGGUAACUGGUCCAAAAAACAUCUGACAUACAAAAUCGUGAAGUACUCGUCCUCGGUAAGUCAGUCAGAAGUGGACUCCAUCAUAUUCUUGGCUUUUUCGGUUUGGUCUGACUCCGCCGGAGUGACGUUCACGAAGAAGGACAAAGGGCGAACGGAUAUCGAGAUAAGAUUUGAUGAGAUAGCGCCCAGACUGGACUCACAUAUAUUUGGAAAUACAUUGAACGCCAAAACUACAAUUAUAACCUUAAACGACGCCAUACCGUGGUCGCAAGACUUUACGUCAGGAGUGCCAAACCUUUUCCAAACAGCAGCUCACGAAAUCGGACACGUUUUGGGGUUAGGCCACACUGACGUAGUUGGGGCUAUGAUGUUUCCGGUCUACGACUUAUCUGUGAAGAUAUUCAGCCUUCACGAGGAUGAUAUGCGUGGUGUUCAGGAUAUUUACAGUAAAGUGGACACAGUGUCAUACCCAGGACGAUACAUAUACAAAAAGAAUACGAACAAGUUAAAUAACAAUUUUGACAAUUUCAAAACCCAAAUCACCAAUUCCUUUGGUAAUAUUCCGGAUUUUGGAAACUUAGAUAUACCGAAAGAUUUCUUUGAGAACGGCUUCUGA